GUUGUGUUAUCUUGUUGGGACUAACUGGGCUGUCUGCUGUUGCAACUGGUCGCCACGCAGGUCGGGUUCGGCAAAAAUGACCUUUCUAAUGAGGCUUUGUACUUUAGUUGUCAACGUGUUAUGUCUGCCUCUUCACCUGAUGCAUGCGCUCGGCCUGUAUGUAAUAUACAAACGUGUCUUCCCAUUUUGUCUAUACCGGAUUUCUGUAACGUACAACAGGAAAAUGCACGACAAGAAGAAGGAGCUGUUUCGCAGUCUCCCAGAGUUCGUCGCGCCCGGCAGACAACUCACAAUUUUGGAGAUCGGCUGCGGCACCGGCACAAAUUUUGAGUUUUAUCCGCCCGGUUGCAAGGUGAUCUGCACCGACCCCAACCCCAAUUUUCAGAAGUAUCUGAAAAAAAGCAUGAUGGAGAAUGACCACCUCACGUAUGAGAAAUUUGUGGUGGCAUCGGGGGAGGACAUGGGGUCAGUUGAGGACGAAUCGGUAGACGUUGUCGUCUGCACCCUGGUGCUCUGCUCUGUCAACAGCAUACAGCAAACUCUGCGAGAGGCAAACCGUAUACUGCGGCCAGGUGGAGCCUUCUUUUUCAUAGAGCAUGUUGUUGCAGACGCCUCAACUUGGACAUACUUCUUCCAGCAUGUUCUCCAGCCUGCAUGGUACUACUUCGGCGACGGAUGCGAGAUCACCCGGGAAACUUGGAAACAUCUGGAGGAGGCUGGAUUCUCUGACCUCAAGCUGAGGCACAUUGAGGCUCCACUCCUCUCUUUAAUCAAACCGCACAUCAUAGGCUACGCUGUGAAAUAGACUCUGUCUGACUAGCUUUGUAGUAAAGCCUCCCUCACAACCAGUGUAUGAAUAUGCCAAGCACUAGAUGCCUCUCCUCUCCUAUGUCAUAUGAUUGAUUACCAGUUAUAGAGAUAGCGCCAGUCGCUUUGAUACUAAUUUUAUUUUUCUACUGAAAAAAAACCUUCAGUGUUUAAGUUUUGUAAAGACAAAUUAUUUUAAAACAUUGAAUAAACACCUUACAUAGACAGUGCACAAUACUAAUUUUGUAUGCAGUUUAAGUAUAUAUAUAUAUAUAUAUAAAUAUAUAUAUAUAUAUAUAUAUAUAAUCUUGAUGUUUCUCUGAUCCUCCAUUCCUCAUCUCCAAGUUGCUUGCUGACAAAUCAAUCUGGUUCUGCCGUGGGGAGUUGCUCUCCCUCAGUGACACGAUGUGACAAUUGUGCCACUAAAAUGUGCAUUUUGUUGUGAUUAAGGUGACUGUGUUGUGUCAAAGCUUGAGUGAAUAAAGAGCUUAAU
This is a messenger RNA of Xiphias gladius (swordfish), 1300 nucleotides long. Its product is annotated as methyltransferase-like protein 7A. The coding region runs from base 77 to 805 and encodes 242 amino acids. The transcript is spliced from 2 exons. The record is from RefSeq and is a predicted model, not a curated record. NCBI's taxonomy places the organism in Eukaryota, Metazoa, Chordata, Actinopteri, Istiophoriformes, Xiphiidae. Gene Ontology annotation, molecular function: S-adenosylmethionine-dependent methyltransferase activity.